This is a messenger RNA of Magnolia sinica, 1699 nucleotides long. RefSeq lists its product as uncharacterized. NCBI's taxonomy places the organism in Eukaryota, Viridiplantae, Streptophyta, Magnoliopsida, Magnoliales, Magnoliaceae. The record is from RefSeq and is a predicted model, not a curated record. Bases 42 to 1388 code for a protein of 448 amino acids. The transcript has a single exon.
ACUCUAUCAGAAUCUCUCCCAUUCAAAAUCCAUUUCUUCAAAUGGCUUCUUCUUCUUCUUCCUCUCCUUCACUCUGUCACUUCAGCUUUAGAAAAUCUCUCCCUCUUUGCAUUUUUCUCCUUUUGUUUACUUCUCUUUCUCUGUGCAAUUCCUCAGAAGCCCACCUCCAAAAACAGGACUUCCUAGGAAGUAGAAGAAGAUUACUAGCCAUUGAGAAAGAAGAACAGCCAAAGAAGAAAACCACCUUAGACAGCAGCAGCAGCAAAAACCAAACAAAAUCCAUCAAACCCAUCAAAACUACCACCACGAAUUCCACAAUAAAAUCCAAAUCCACCACAGGAAACAAAAACCAGACGAAACUCAUCAAACCCAUCAAAACCACCAACUCCACAAAAACAACACUUUCCAAGACCAAUCUCAAAAACCAAACAACACCCAACUCAAUUCCCACCAAGAAAUUCUCAGAUCUGUCCAAAGAUUCCAAAUCCAAUACCCCCAAGAACAAAACUACGCCUACCACCAAGCAAUUCCAACCGUCCGAUUCCAAACCCAAGAUCGCCAAAGAACCGAAGAAGUCCCCGCCAUCCUCAAACAAACUCAAGGAGCAGAAAAUCAAAGACCAGACCAAAUCCAAGCAUCUCACGUUACCGAAUUUCAUCGAACAGGACGCAGGUGACGACGAAGAUCUGAUCAACGAGUUCCGGGACCUCCCAUCGAAAUUCCAUGAGGCAAUUCUGCCGGACCUCGAGAAGAUCUCCACCACAUCCAAGGCCUACAUUACCAAAGCCAAUCAAGAAAUCACCCAAGGAUUCAAGCCCCUGGUUGGCAAGAAGUACGCAUCGAUGGUCGGGUCCCUAACAUCUUGCAUCUUCCUCUUACUGCCAUUACUACUGGUUUCCCUCCUCUUCAAUCGAAUUCGAAUGUACUUCUCUCUGCAGAAGAUCCUCAUCUUCAUACAAGUCUAUCUAGCCAUCUAUUUCGCAAUCCUCUCGCUGGCCUACUUCGUGUCCGGGAUCGAACCGUUGAAAUUCUUCUACGCGACAUCAAGAUCGAGCUACAUCACGAUCCAAGUGUUCCAGACACUUGGGUACGUUCUGUAUCUGUUGUUGCAGCUGAUGAACUUGCUGGUUGUGUUUUCCACUGCAGAGGAUGGUGUGGGCUUGAAGUUCUUGGGCCUAGUCCAGACCAUGGUGGGCUUUGCUGUGGGCCUUCAUUAUUACGCAGCCGUGUUCCACCGAGCGGUGGUGGGCCAGCCACCGAAGACUAGUUGGAAGAUUCACGGGAUCUACGCCACGUGUUUCCUCGUGAUUUGCCUGUUUGCAAGAGCUGAGCGGAGGAAGAAAGCUUAUCUACAAGAUGGGAGCAAUGAUGAUUGUAAAAAGAGUUAGAAUCUCGUCGACCUUCAACCCUUGUAGCAUCACCGAUUCCGUUCGACUCGAUCGAAUCGGAGUUCAAAAUAGUGGAUGACUCAUCUCGACUCGACUGAGUCACUGAGUCACGACGGUAGUUAGGACUGAACAAGUCCCUCGUCUCACCAAUCUUAAGAUAUGUUUGUUUUUUUUUUUUUUUUUUGGCUUGAGCGAGUGGGAGAAUUCCGCUUGUUUUGAUGAAAGGUUUAUAUUUGAUAGAAUAUUUUGUUUUAUUUAUUUUCAUGUAUGAGAAUAAAUUUUUGAAAUAAAUAAAAAAUCAAGCUUCUGUU